Messenger RNA from Ipomoea nil (Japanese morning glory), 1713 nucleotides. Its product is annotated as U11/U12 small nuclear ribonucleoprotein 59 kDa protein. The transcript has 9 exons. The record is from RefSeq and is a predicted model, not a curated record. NCBI's taxonomy places the organism in Eukaryota, Viridiplantae, Streptophyta, Magnoliopsida, Solanales, Convolvulaceae. The coding region runs from base 42 to 1238 and encodes 398 amino acids.
UCAGGUAAUCCUGGCUCCUUCCCCGGCUAGGGUCGACGUCGAUGAAUCCGGCAGCUCCAUCUCCAUAUACCGGCGCAGCGCCACCACCGCAACCUCCCGCCUUGCCGCCGUUCCCACCACCGUCCGCCGCUUUCUGGAACGCUGCAAAUGUGCACGAUCGUCUCAAAGAGUUACGCGAUACUAUCAACCUCGCUGAAGCUUUGAAAACAGAGCUGGAGGUGAUAAUUAGGGCGAACAAUGUAGUAAAGGGGAAUUCUGAGGGUUCGGAGAAUUCGGCCACGAGCGAUAGCUUUUCCAGGUUUCUAUGCGUUAAUAAUAUUGAUUUGAAAUGCCAGGAAUUGCUUUCUCUGGAAGCUGCGAAUGCAUUGAUAUCGACGUUGAGAGCUCAGCUUGAGCCGUUUAGGAUUGCUGCCGAUGAGUCGAGUCCAUGGGAAGAAAAAUCCGCAGCUCAGAGAUUAUCUAAUAAACUGGACAAGUACAAAAGGAACAAACUUUGGAGGAAAAGGAAGAGGAAACGUGUUGCAGAGAAGCUGGCAAUGGAGAGAGAUCGAUUCGAGCAAGCUGAUAAAGAGGCUGAUGAAUGGAGGGCUAGAGAGAUAGCAAAAGAUGUUGCUAAUCAAAAGGUUGAAAAGAUGAAGGAGAUAGCAAAGCGAAAAGAAAAAGAGGAGAGAAGAAAAUUAGAAUCUGAGCUUGAGCUGGCAUUGAUGGUGGAGAAGUUGCAGGAAUUACGCUCCAUCAGGAUUCAAAAGUUAAAAAAACAAGGACGGUUUCUCCCAGAGGAGGAUGACAAGUUCCUCGAAAGAGUUAAAGCUGCAGUUGAGGAAGAGGAACGGCAAGCAAUGGCUGCAGCCGGCACAGGUGCUGCAAAGGACGCCAUAGCAAACGCUGAAGAGUCGAGAAAAGCCACUCAAAGUUAUAAGCCGGAUUCUAAAGAUGCUAAAGAUGAGAAGGAACAUGGGAACAAUGAUGUCAAAGAUAAAAUAACAACCUCUUCCUCAGAGAAGGAACAUGGGAACAAUGGAGGUGGAGGCAGCAGUGCAUAUGACUCUGUGUCGAAUUUACCAAUGGAGUUUUAUCAUUACUAUUAUGGCAGUAAUCACGAUAUGGGCACACUCAUCGAGGUUCGACGAACAUGGGAUUCUUACAUAAGGCCCGGUGGAAGCCGGAUCCCGGGGCACUGGGUCCAGCCACCACCUCCUGCAGAUGAAAUAUGGGCAUCCUGCCUGGUGAAACCUUAGAUCAACUCUACAUCAACAUUAUUUUUACCAUGUUGCUUCAUUUUUUAAGGUACCAUGAAUCCCUAAUUUGCAAUAGUCACACUUGAUUCCUAUUAGUUCAAAGUCGAGCUAUUGCCAAAUCUCUUUUCCCAAAAGGUUAAAUCCCCAACCCCCAAGGCCUUCCACAGCCUAGCCGGACAAAGCACGCGAGAGGAUGUAAAUUACGGUAACUUAGUGGCUCAGCAGAUAAGGUUAAAUGCUGGUACACAUAAGGGCACUGAUGUUGCGGAGUUUCGAAUCUUCGUCUUUUCUUUUAAAUAUAUUAUCUACUGAAUCAAUAAGCUAAGUCUCGUGUGACCUCCUAUUGUCAAAUCUCAUUUAGAUGGUUGACAUAUUUAAAGCGAGAUUCGCAGUUUAUUGCAAACUCUGUGCCUUGUAUACAAUUUAUUAGCUUACAUGAUUAAUUGCAAAAGUAUGAGAAUAUUAUUUUUGAUUA